This is a messenger RNA of Phanerochaete carnosa HHB-10118-sp, 454 nucleotides long. RefSeq lists its product as uncharacterized. The record is from RefSeq and is a predicted model, not a curated record. Bases 230 to 454 code for a protein of 74 amino acids. The transcript has a single exon. NCBI's taxonomy places the organism in Eukaryota, Fungi, Basidiomycota, Agaricomycetes, Polyporales, Phanerochaetaceae.
AUCUCCACUAGCUCGCACAAGUCCCCCAAUUCCGCAAUUUAGCUACAGCCGCACCGAGCGAUCUUGCGCACUCGAUUACUUUACCAGGGGAAAGACGAGAGUGCCGAGGCACCUGCGCGGCCUGACGCUAGCACAACGGGUGUCCUGCAGCGCCGGACGACCUGCCGUCGAUACCGAUCUCUUCUGCUGCCGGCGCGGCUCAGAAGGAGGAUUUCGCAUGGCGGCGGGAAUGGUUCUCGCUUCGCUUCUCGUGGGUGCGCCUCACACGACACCGAUGACGACGGAGUCGAACACCGCUGGCAGGGCCAAUAAGCGCCAGUCGCUCGUACUUGGGGACCCAAGCUACCUCAAGGUGAACAGCAACGGGCUCCCGCGGGGCGUCGUCUCGCGAUCGCGGUGGUGUCACUUUGGUCUUGGUGGUGAUCGUUCGUCGAUAGGCUUUGUUGUCUGUUGA